GGAACAUCCGUUCUAAUGGCGUCAGGACCCAAGCACUGUUGUCACAUUUUGUCCUACAGUGUUUCAAUAUUUUGCUUUGUUUAUGUUGCUCAAGUUCCACGAAAAGGAGACCAGAAAUCCAUUCGGACUUGCAAAGGCGCAAAUAAGUAAUCCUUACAAAUGGGAAGGAAGUAAUUAAAAAUAAAAUUGUCUCCCGUUGGUAGCCGAAGGAAAUAACUAUGGAAGAAGCCCAGGCAGUGCUGCUGGAGGAAAUGGAAGGUGCACAAUAUAUCACCAUUCAAAGGGCUGAUGGAGAGCCACUAAGUAAGAGUGUUCCUCUCCUAACAUUAAAUGGAGAGUUAAUCUCUGAGGGAAUGGUUGUUGAUAUGAUCAAUGCUGGUGUUGGUACUGAUUAUGGUACAGCAACGCAAUAUUAUGAAGCAGAUGACUUGUUACAGCAUGAAUUAACAGAGGAGGAUCGCAGGCUAGCCGCGGCUUUGGUUGCCGUUCAACUACAGCAACAACAGAAACAACAGCAGCUUCAUAAUCAAUCUCAACACGAAGAUCCAACUCUACCAGAUGUUUCACAUUUAGAAACAUUAACACCUGUUAAUACUUAUUCUAUUCAAACUGUACCAGAAUCGAAUGCUCCGCCCGUGUAUCCGACCUUGCAACCGUUCAAAAGACUCGCGCAUAACGUAAAGCAGGAAUUCAUAAACGUUAAAAGCGAGUACGAUAUCGAAGUGUCGGCUGAAAGCGGCGAAGAAGCAACACCGAGUUCUGGACCAAAGAGAUCUUUACCUCACAAAAAGAGGAUUCCUCGUAAACUUAAACAACAAACUAAAAGAAGCUCUUCGCGGAAGGAUGGCAAUAGACUGAACUCAGAUGCCAUAAAUAUAGAAUCGUCCGGAGAUAUGCAAACCCACGUAUUCAAAUGCGAACUGUGUAACUCUAGAUUUAGUAGUCAAUUAAAAUUUUUCGAGCACCUUAAGGUGCACUACGAACCUGUGAAACAGGAAACGAGAAUAGCACAAGCAACAAAUACUAAUAUCACAAUAUCUGUACCGCAAACUGUUCAAAGUCUCGAGAACACUGUAAUCGAAGAAUUCAGUGAGCCCGAGGAUCUCAUGGAAGGCAUCAGAGGCGUCGUGGAGGAAACUGGUGCUCAUAUAGACGAUGAAACAGAAUCCCCGCUAUCUACCGUAAAUAAUCAAUCGCCUGUAUGGACUAUUACCGAUGUUACGGAUCACGUGCAUAGGGACCACGUUAAACCGCCGACCGUUAAUGAGCAAGACUUGUAUAAAAAAGAAAAAACCGACAUUCCACAAACAACGAAAAAAAAGAAAAUACUGAAAGCGCGAAAAUCAAAUGAAUUGUCGUGUCCUCAAUGCGAUCGGUCAUUCCACCAUAAAAAUAGUUUAGUGUACCACAUGCGAUCUCACAGUGGAGAACGACCGCAUCAGUGCGAAGUUUGUGGAAAAAGUUUCUUCGCGGCUAGUGCUUUAAAGGUUCACAAGCGCCUUCAUAGCGGCGACAAGCCGUACAAGUGUGAAGAAUGCGGUCGCCAUUUUCGUCAAUGGGGGGACUUGAAAUACCAUUCGACGAGCAUCCAUUCGGAACAAAAACAAUAUCAAUGCGAAUAUUGUGGUAAAGACUUCGCGCGUAAAUACUCUUUGAUCGUUCACAGAAGAAUCCAUACCGGGGAAAAGAAUUACCGGUGCGAAUACUGCAACAAAACGUUUCGAGCGAGCAGUUACUUACAAAAUCAUCGCCGUAUACAUACCGGGGAGAAACCGCAUUCGUGCACAGUGUGUAAAAAAGCAUUUCGAGUGCGGAGCGACAUGAAAAGGCAUAUGCAUACACAUUCUAGAGGAAGAACGGACAGACCUUUGAACAGGGUUAUAUCGAGCAAGAACAUAGAGGAUGAGAACGAUAAAGGAGCACAAGCCAAAACAAUUCAGGAUCUCGUUAGGGAUUUGAAAUUAGAAGUGGAAGCAACAGGAGUCGUGGAAAUUGUUCCGCCUGACGAUAAUCCCGAAAGCAUUUUGCCACAUGCCGGCGGGCAAACCUUGGAAUAUACUGUGACGACCACGACAGACUCGAACCAAGACAGGGAUCCACUGGAGGCAGUUGUACGUACUACCGACAACAUGCAGUAUUUCUUCAUGUAACGUUUAUUCGGAAAAGAAUUAAAGGUUGUUUUUGUACCGUAACGCGCGAUCCAGCACGCGAGAUAACCUAACGAUGAAACGUGAAAGGUCUAUUGCACAAAGAUAGUGCUCUGGCGAGUAGUGGACCUUCAUUUUAAAUGACUGAUCGAAGUGCUAUGCAUCAACGCACUGCCUAUGUAAUUGUGCAUACUGUACUUUCCAGUUUCUCUGCGAUAUACAUUUAAGGAAACACGAUCACGAUUGAUAUGGCGUUUAAAUAAUAUUCUUAAGACUGUUUUUAGCGAGAAACUUGUGAAAGUACAAAACAGAGAGGAAAUCCUAAAAAUAUAUAUCAGUUUAAUUGCAUAAAGAUAUAUAUAUAAAUCUAUAAAUACAGAAUAUAAUUGAAAUUGGUGGUCGAACUUCAGAAGCGUAUUCUGUUUAUCUCGAGUGCGAACAAAGGUCGUAUAAACAUGGAUUCGGAAACUUUUCCUUACCGAGGUAUAAACAUUUCAAAUGUGAAACUAACAAUUUUCGAAAUUUGGGAAAAUACUUCAAGGUAAACUUGCUCGAUGGUUGAUGAGAAGCGAUUUUAGGUAUAAAAUUGAAAAAAAAUUAUUUCCUACGAAAUAAACGAAAAGUGUUUAUACUCUCAAAGGAAAAAUUAUCUAAUCUAUUUUGUAGGUUUUGUUUUAAUCACAGGUAACAAGAAACGCUCCUAACGUUUAAUUACCUAUUCCAUUUACACCCUGUAUAUAUGUAUGUACAUUUUUAAGUCUAGGUAAGUUAGUCGUUUGUAUCGCGAAUCGUCGUUGAAAAAUAUAUUUUUUACGUGAAGACAUUUAUAGAAA
Molecule: messenger RNA, 2980 nt
Organism: Colletes gigas
Lineage: Eukaryota; Metazoa; Arthropoda; Insecta; Hymenoptera; Colletidae
Product: zinc finger protein 271-like
Exons: 8
Coding region: 219-2150 (643 amino acids)
Biological process (GO): regulation of DNA-templated transcription
Molecular function (GO): RNA polymerase II cis-regulatory region sequence-specific DNA binding; DNA-binding transcription factor activity, RNA polymerase II-specific
Source: RefSeq, a predicted model, not a curated record